Danio aesculapii is the source of this 591-nucleotide messenger RNA. RefSeq names its product acyl-CoA thioesterase 13 (gene acot13). The record is from RefSeq and is a predicted model, not a curated record. The coding region runs from base 96 to 521 and encodes 141 amino acids. NCBI's taxonomy places the organism in Eukaryota, Metazoa, Chordata, Actinopteri, Cypriniformes, Danionidae. Gene Ontology annotation, molecular function: fatty acyl-CoA hydrolase activity. The transcript is spliced from 3 exons.
AACUCUUAUUUUGUAUAACAUGGGCCACCUUUCAAGCGGUCUACAAUCGUGAACUUGUCCUUCUCUGUGUUUUGUUACUUAGUAGUAAUCUAGUAAUGGCUUCAUUAACGCUAAACACAGUCAAACAGAUCUUCAGAGCGAUGGCGGACAGUCCUGGGUUUGACCGGGUUUUAAGUAAGGUGGAGGUUUUGUCUGCGGCUCCUGGUAAGGUGGUGUGUGAGAUGAAGGUGGAGGAGCAGCACACGAACAGAGGAGGAACUCUUCACGGAGGAAUGACAGCCACGCUCGUGGACAUGAUCUCCACCAUGGCCAUCAUGUACAGUGAGAGAGGAGCUCCUGGAGUCAGUGUGGACAUGAACAUAACAUAUAUGAAUGCGGCUAAAAUUGGAGAAGACAUUCUGAUCACUGCACAGGUUUUAAAACAAGGACGGACUUUGGCAUUCGCAACAGUAGAUCUCACCAACAAGGCCAACGGAAAACUCAUCGCUCAGGGAAGACACACAAAACACCUCGGCAGCUAAUUGAGUCCAUACCCCAUAAAUUAUGUCUGUCUUUAUGCUACGUAAUAAAGUCUGGCAUCAAAUUAUGUUA